Messenger RNA from Psammomys obesus (fat sand rat), 2136 nucleotides. Its product is annotated as melanoma-associated antigen 1-like. Gene Ontology annotation, biological process: negative regulation of transcription by RNA polymerase II. Lineage: Eukaryota; Metazoa; Chordata; Mammalia; Rodentia; Muridae. Gene Ontology annotation, cellular component: nucleus. Bases 579 to 1730 code for a protein of 383 amino acids. The record is from RefSeq and is a predicted model, not a curated record. The transcript has 8 exons.
UGACAGCCUCGGAAGCUGAUGGAGAGACAGAGAGCACGCAACUGGAAUGUGAGACUGUAGCAGAGAUUCCUAUGGAUGCAGUGUUUCUGUUUGCGUCUCAAUAUCCCUGAUAUUGUAUGUGCUCUUUUAUGCUGGUUACGGCAAGAUAACAGAAAAAAAAGAAAAAAAAUUCAGCUGUGGAAUCUGUGGACCAAAUGGUAUGAAUCCGUCUCAAGUUUCUUUCCUUAGUCACCAAUAGUUUCAGCAUUACGUAUUGAAUAAUGCAACCUUCUACUGAUGUGAAAUAUCCACAGCUGUUCUCCCACUAGGUCUCUAACUUCAGAUAUCCUAGGCUAUCCAGCCUCUGGUUCCUGGCUGUCCAGGCAGUGUCAGCCACAGUACAAGAUGGAGAAAAGGCUGCAUGCGUGAUGUGCAUCUGCCACAUAGUGACCACACUGAGUUCCAGUAGGACAAGCAACAAGGAAAGCAGCAGGCUUGCUGGACUCUGGGACCUCACCUACCAAGAAGUCUUGUCAGUGGGAUCCAUUCACCCACAUUCCAGCUUAUAGUUCAGCCUGCCAUCUCCAGUUAGAUUCAUUAUGGCAUACUAUCCACACUUCAGCCUUUUGGAAGUUUGUCAGGAUGCUUUUGAAAUACAUGGAUUAGCUGAGGAAGAAGAGGAGGAUGAAGAGGAUAAAAUUGAAGAGAAGAGGGAAAAAAUGGAAGAGGAGGGGGAAGAAGCAGAAGAGGAGGAGGAAGAAGCAGAGGAGGAGGAGAAAGAAGUGGAAGCGGAGGAGGAAGAAGCAGAAGAGGAGGAAGAAGAGGAGGUGGAGGAAGGGGAAUGGGAGGCCAUUGAUGGUGAUACCACAUUAUCUGCCUCUUUAAAAAUCACCUUACCCUCCUUCUGUCCUUCCCCACCUUACACUUUCUCAUCCAGUCCUCUGAUGUGGGGCAAUCUAGAUGAGGUUGUAGGCUCUGUUGCCUGGAUGCCAACUAUUGUCCAGAGUCCCCAGAGCUUUUACAGCCCCACUUCAUGUAGCAACUUAGAUGAAGAACAUAGCAGCCAAGAAGAAGAGACUUUAAACAACUUGAAGUUGACAGAUGGUUCUUCAUGGAGAAAACUCCAAAACCAAAAGGUGACUGAACUGGUAAAUUUCCUGAUCCUCAAAUAUAGAAUGAAGGAACCCAUAAAAAAAGUAGAAAUGCUCAGUGUUGUCACAGAAAACUAUGAGAAACAAUUCCCCAUUAUUUUUGAGGAAGCUUCUAAAUGCUUAGAGAUGAUUUUUGGUAUUGAUAUAAAGGAAUGUGAUCCCGUAAGCAGUUCUUAUGUCCUUACCAAUUCACUGAACCUUACAUAUGAUGAAAUGGUAACUGAUAACCAGAGAAUGCCUAGAAAUGGCUUCUUGAUAGUUAUUCUGGGUGUGAUAUUCAUAGAGGGGAGCUGUGCUUCUGAAGAAAGUAUGUGGAAAUUCCUGAAUAUGAUGGGAAUAUAUGAUGGAGAGGAACACUUCAUUUAUGGGGAGCCAAGAGAGUUCCUCACCAGAGAUUUGGUUUACCAAAAUUAUCUGAAAUAUCAGCAGGUGCCCAAGAGUUAUCCUCCACGCUAUGAGUUUUUGUGGGGUCCAAGAGCCUACUCUGAAACCACCAAAAUGAAAGUCCUCGAGUUUAUGGCCAAAAUGACAAGUAGGGACCCAACUCAUUUCUCAUGCUUAUAUAGUGAGGCAUUCAGAGAUGAAGGAGAGAGGGCCUGAGCCAGAAAGGGCCUCAUGUUUUAGUACCAUGUUAAUAACAGCAUGGGGCAGCCAAAUUUCUGGUUUUAAAGAGAACAGUUACCAUUUUAAGUAAGGGAAGAUCAAGGUUAGUCUGGCUAUGGGUAGAACACAGUGUAAGGCAACUUUGUGUUCUGGUUCUAGACAGUGAUAGUUGUUUCAUCUUGUUUUUCCCUUUUUCCAUUUCUCUAAAGCUGGUCUUUGUAGUUGUAAGUGUGCUAUAUUACAUUUGCAAUGUCAGUUUAUGAGUAUUCAUAAUUCUUUUUCUGAUUCAUCAGGUUUUGAGACAAUAUAGGGGAACUAUUCAAUGGUUAAUCUUUGGUUUCUUUAAUACUUUCAGUCAACUCUGAAAUGUAUACCUAUAUUUGUCCUGUUUAAUAAAACAUGA